CCCCACCUCUUUAUUCUGUCCCUCCCGACGCGGUCGCUGCCAUUCGAUAAAGUGGAGAUUUUUUUUUUUUCCGUUUUUAUAUUCUUUUGCGACUGGAUCGAUCUCCGAUGGCCGGCGACAGUGGCGGCGGUGGGGGAAGGACGAGGCCAAACAUCCUGGUGACAGGGACGCCGGGGACGGGGAAGUCGACGACGUGCUCCCUCCUCGCCGAAGCUACCCGUUUCCGCCAUAUCAACGUCGGCGAUCUCGUCCGGGAGAAGGGCCUCCACGACGGCUGGGACGACGAGUUCGACUGCCACAUCAUCAACGAAGACUUGGUGUGUGAUGAGCUCGAAGACAUGAUGGAAGAGGGUGGGAAUAUUGUGGAUUAUCAUGGUUGUGACUUCUUCCCUGAACGUUGGUUCGACAGCGUUGUCGUCCUUCAAACCGACAAUUCUGUUUUGCAUGAUCGCUUGACGAGCAGGGGUUACAUGGGUCCCAAACUUACUAAUAAUAUUGAGUGUGAGAUCUUCCAAGUGCUGCUGGAGGAGGCAAAGGCAAGCUAUGCAGAGGAUAUUGUGAUGGCAUUGCAGAGCAACAGUGUUGAAGACAUCAGUAGGAAUGUGGCCACGUUAACUGAGUGGGUGAAUAAUUGGAGGCCGGUCAGGUCCUCUUAAUAUCAGUAUUUCAUUCUGGAGGGUUCUGGUUGGUAGUAUGAAACAUAAAUUGUAUGAUUGCCUGCAGUAAGGAAGUCUAGCAGAUAAGUAGUUGGUUCUUUGAGUGUGAAUCUGUAAUAUUUUAUCCAUCCAGUUAGAUGGUGAGCCUGUGAACGAUUUCUGAUAAUCUGAGUUUUUAUGAGCAAUCAACGGUCAAGUUCCUGUUUUAAA
Elaeis guineensis (African oil palm) is the source of this 866-nucleotide messenger RNA. Its product is annotated as adenylate kinase isoenzyme 6 homolog. Gene Ontology annotation, cellular component: nucleus; cytoplasm. The record is from RefSeq and is a predicted model, not a curated record. NCBI's taxonomy places the organism in Eukaryota, Viridiplantae, Streptophyta, Magnoliopsida, Arecales, Arecaceae. Gene Ontology annotation, molecular function: AMP kinase activity; ATP hydrolysis activity; ATP binding.